AUGACGCCCGAUGCCGUUCGUCCCCGGGACAAUUCCAUCGAACUCACGGCAGAUCUAGAUCUUCUCGCCGGGCUAUGGCAAGAAGCGCCAUUUGCACGUCUGCCUCCCGACGCGCCCCCUGACCUCAUGGCCUAUGUUCAGAACGUUGAGAAUCCAGCGCGAGUCUAUGCGAUCCAUCAAGCGAGUCGCCGCCAUGGUUUCCAGCUUCUUGUGGAGAGAUACAUCUUGCAACUUCGAUCAGGUUGUGAAAAUGUCAAUUGCGCCACUCCCACUUGCUUCACAUGUAGGCGCCGCUUGGUAGGCCGGGCGCCCAUCCGAAGGUAUAACACGACAAGUGCCAGGACAUUGGCGAUAUAUUUAGCAAGUCAGGACGAUCCGGAGAAAGGAUUAUGUCCGUUCCUCCGUAAAUCUCGCGAGCCGCCGGCGGCUUUUGGCAACUUAAUAUUCUCUACGCGGUCAUCCUCGUCUUCGCAUCCGGACCAUAACAGAGCCAGCGCCGCCACCUUGCCAAGUGCACACAAGGAACGGAUCUCUAGACCACAAGCACUCUCGUUAUCAUCCCAAGAUGUCAUUGCUUGCCCAACGGACGACCCAAGCGACCCGAUCUCCCCGAUCCGGCACGCAAGUAAGCCAGCCGCAGCAUGCACCCCACAUUUGAGAGAUCGCGACUUGGUCUCUCAGAUCCGUGUAAUCGAGGCGCCCAUGAGCAAGGAUCACCGUUCAUUCGCCGCGAAUCUCUUUGGGACUGUAACUUUCAAGAUGCUCGAAUGGUUGACACCACGAAGUGUCGCUGCAAUGGCGACAAAAAUCAGUAAUCUCGAUUCAGCGGUGGAUUUUGACCCUCCCCAAGGUCCAGCAAGCUCAGUCAGAACCACCGCAGGCUCGGAUACUCAAAGUACUGCUCCUGAAGAGUCAGAUACAACAGCUUCGACGACUGUAGCUGUACAACCUCAUGCGACUGACAUGAAUGAGACUUCAUUCAUACCAAAACCGCCAAAACCCAGUAACGGGUCACUAUCAAAGUCGCGAAAGAAUUCUGCGUCAAAGCACAGGCGACGAUCUACUGACUCGAACAAUACCACCAAGUCCGGGGACAAAGUAAAGUCAACUAAAGCGUCCCAGGUAAACAGCACCUUGCACGAGAAAUCUGUGCGACCUAGACACAAUAAGAGUUUGUCUGGACGGGGCAUCCCAGAAGUGUCUUUAAAACCAGGGUUUUUCGAAAAUGUUACAAAACCUUCGGCGCAGUCCCUUUCGCCCGCAAGUCCAUCAACUUUGGCACAUGUCGAGCCAUUUGGUGAGUCCAGGCCGAAAAACGAUGCAAAUUGUGGCCAUCUCAGAAUUAAUAAUUCUCAACGGACGAAAAACCUUGACACAGCACUACCGGACAUCUCAUCCUACAGUCUGGACAACGUCCUGCCUCAAGCUCUCUCACAGCUCGAUGUCAAUCUCGUUGACUUCAUUUGUGACAUUUACGAAGAAGACGGAACAGCACAGUCAGUUAUAGUCUCCGCCUCCGACGCAACUCAUCCAUACCCACGACCCGUGAACCAGCGAAAGCCUCUACGGCGUCAAUCUAUGUCGCGCACAACUAGGUCUAGAAAACAGUGGCAACGUUUUAAUGACCAGACGCUUUUCAACGUUCUCAUGGAUCCGCAACUCAUCGUUCAAUCGUUUACUCACGACAGAAAACUCUACGAUUCUCAGACACUCUGGUACUGUUUCCAUCGAUUAAGCCGCAUCGCAUGUAAUCUUGUAUUUCACAGUCUCUGGCUAGCUGCCGGGCGCUUGUUUGUUCCUCCGCAAGAUUCGAGGCCACACAAUUCCAUCAAGGACAAUGACUCAAGAUUACAGAAGCACAAGGGGUCUCUAUCCGAUGUUGACGCCGGUUAUUUGAUGUCGAUCUGCAUGCAUGCGUUGGUAGCCGCAGCUCCAGCUGUUCAGGAUUCGAGAACACUGUAUGAGAUGUCCCGCGUCCGCUCAAAUGGAUUGACCCUCGCCGGCCGGAGCGCCAUGGCCCGGCAAUCGUCGUCUCGAUGUUUAGAUUAUGAUGAUGCAUUCUCAAACGACUUGGCUAUCAGACUUGCCCGUAGGCUAUUUUGCGCCAUCACAGCCAGGCGGCACUUUUCUAACAAGAUGGACAACGCUGGCCCCUUGAAUGAGAACGAAAACAACAAGGUUGAUAUUUUGCAACCUUUAGUUGACCAGCUCGAUUUUCUCAGUACAGGCUCAGCGGCGAUUUUGGAAUUCCCACAAUCAGAGCGGCUCUUGCAUGAGACUCGAGUGCCAACUGUUCUUCUAGAUUGGGCACGUACCAUAUUACUCAACGAAUGGGACGGUCGAGCCGAUUUUACCAUGGACGGGCCAUUUGGGGGAGCUUUAUCGUUCAUCGAGACCCUACAUGCCAACCGAAAUCUUCUCCUUCUUGGGGAUAUCCAAUUUCGAGUCGAUUAUCUUUCGGAGCGUCUAGAUUCGAUCGAGAUGCCUGUGGACUGGUUAGCGUUCAAUUCGACACGCUGGCGACGACACAUCCUGGACUAUCCUUACAUUUUCAGCCCCGACACGCUUGUUUCUUUCUUUCGGUCCAUCAAUUUUGCCCGGAUGAGUCGUAUGUUCGAAGAGUCGAGUUCGUUAAAAACUCGCAUGAGUGCUAUUGUCGAUCCCGGUAGUCUCAUUACUAACCCCCACCACAAGAUGGUGUUACAAGAUCUUUUGAGAACAGCUUCAUCGAAAUACCUAGUUCUUGAAAUCGGCAGGAGUAAUGUCGCCCGAGAUGCCUUCGACCAGCUUUGGAGACGAGAGAAACGAGAGCUCCUUCGCCCGCUGAAGGUGCACUUGGGGGAGAAUAGUGGCGAAGAGGGUUUUGAUUCUGGAGGUGUCCAGCAAGAGUUUUUCCGAUUGGCAAUUGCCGAGUGCCUCGAUCCCCAAUAUGGUGCUUUCACUGUUGACGAACGAACACGCAUGGCAUGGUUCACCCCUGGGUCAUUGACUGAAGAUUGGAAGUACGAACUAGUGGGGCUUUUGAUGUCGCUCGCCUUGUACAAUGGCCUGACGCUGCCCAUCACGUUUCCGAGGGCCCUUUAUCGGAAGCUUCUGGGCAAACCGGUUGAAGAGCUUCACCAUAUCGCCGAUGGUUGGCCAGAUUUGGCAAGCGGGCUAACAACAUUACUGGAGUGGGACGAAAAAGAUGGCCUCGUUGAGGACAUUUUUGCCCGCACGUACGAAUUUUCAGUUGAAUCUCUUGGUACCGUUGUGACACGAGAUAUGAGGAUGGACAAACAAGCAGACUGGCCCAAGGCAGCCUCAAGUUCCUGUGAUAUUGCACCACCACACAUGGAUAACCCAGAUGACGCUCCCCUUGUUACCAACGAAAAUCGGGACGACUACAUCAUCGAUUACAUCCGUCACCUCACGGAUGUUUCCAUUCGACGACAGUAUCUUGCUUUCGAGCAAGGGUUCAAUUCUUGCCUCGACAGAAAGUCACUCUCGCUCCUGAGCCCAUCCACCUUGCAGUCACUCGUUGAGGGUGUUCAAGAAAUUGACAUCAGCGAAUUGAAGCGGUACGCGCGCUACGUGGGCUGGGAUGCUUCGCAUCGUACCAUUAAAGACUUCUGGUCCAUCGUCAAGAGGUACGACGAGAGAAUGAAACAACGCCUUCUGGAAUUUGUGACAUCGUCUGACCGCGUUCCUGUCGGCGGCAUGAAGAAUCUGCAAUUUGUGAUACAAAAAAAUGGUGAAGAAGAUGGCGCGGGUGGACACUUACCGACAGCAUAUACCUGUUAUGGCACACUUCUUCUACCGGAGUAUAAAGAUAAAGAGGUGUUAAGAGAGCGGCUUGGGAUGGCACUUGAGAAUGCUCAAGGAUUUGGCUUUGCUUAA
Molecule: messenger RNA, 3879 nt
Organism: Fusarium mangiferae
Lineage: Eukaryota; Fungi; Ascomycota; Sordariomycetes; Hypocreales; Nectriaceae
Exons: 3
Coding region: 1-3879 (1292 amino acids)
Molecular function (GO): ubiquitin-protein transferase activity
Source: RefSeq, a predicted model, not a curated record